UUUUUCUUGUUUUGUUUUGUGAUGAAGAAUUUCAAAUGCGUUCAGGGGCAGAGAUGCAUCAUAUAAAACUGCUUUUUAGCCCUAUAUUGUGUCAGAGGUGGUUUCACACACACGUUUCACACACACUUAAGAGUGCAGCAACACACACUCCAAGCGCUUUGUUAUUUGGUGUGUUUGUUGGUGGGUUGCAGCAGCUUUAAACUUGAUUUUAUAGCUUUACGCACACAGCGCUCUCACCGUGUGCUCUGGUUGUUGCUGAUAAUUUAGGCUUCAGAUGGUUUGGAGGCUUUGGAGAUUUUACAGAUUAGAACAUUUGCUCCGGUCUGUGAUUUGUAGUCGGAUCUGACUAGCCCGCGGGCCCAAAUGUUUCUCAAACUCAUUUCUAAAAUGUUUCCACCAGUCACGUCUUUCCAGAGUCAGGGGGAUUUUUACAGCUGUGGUCGGAGCUGGACUUCGGUCUGGUGAUCAGGGUGGUGCAUUAAGGCGAGGUGAUUGCCCUGCUGUCUUCUUUCUCUGCCUGAACUCCAUGAUGAAUGCUGUUUGGUCUGCUACGUAGGCUCGGAGUGGGCGGGGCCUGCGCGUCUUCCAGCGUUUCCAUUGGUUUUACAGUCAGCUCGGUAGAGAGGGGCUGCCUCUAAUCAUAUCCAGCAUGUUUUGCACAAGAAAUGUCAGCCAGAAAGGGCUACCUUCUGCCUUCGCCAAAAUACACCACAAUAAUGUCAUGUUCGGACAGCCCGUCAGGAAACGCCUUUUUAGUGGAUUCUCUGAUCAGCGGUCGCAGCGAGGGCGGCGGAGGUCACUACACCGGGAGCGCGGUAUGUGUGCCUCACAGCACCGCAGCAGAAGUGCCUUACGGACUACACAACUAUGGAUACUUCCCAGGCAUGGCUAAGCGGAGCGAGGUGGCCCACCAGAACAUGGUGGCCGCCUCAGGCGCGUACAUGUCCAGCAUGGAGAUGUGGAUGGACGCGCAGAGGUCAUGUCGGAUGGACCAAGAGCAACCAGUGGGUGCCCAGGUCACUCCCUGCGCCUUCCCACAGAACAUCAAGGAAGAGAGCACCUACUGCUUGUACGAACAGUCCAAGUGCCCCAAAGCCUCCACCGCCGAAGACCUCACCUAUUCCAGAUUGACCUCAGCCGGACUCGGCUCCAGUUCUUGCUCAGUUACAGAUGGCGGCGGCAGUGGAGGCGGUGGGGGUUCAGUGCCAGUGCCGGGCUACUUCCGCUUGUCUCAGACGCACGCACAUUCUCAUAAACUUUACAACACCAACGGCCCCCAGUCGAACCCUUCCCAUGCCCAUUCCCAUUUUGGCCUCCACCCCAAGGAUCCUGCUCGCUUCCACACGCCACCAACCUCAGCUUCUGCUACAGCCGCCGCGGCGCCGGAAGGAAGGGACACAGUGGAGCACGAGUCCUCUGGAAACGCAGACUUGCAGCAUCCUCACGCCACGUCGGGCACCGAGGAGGCGCGUGACUCCUCGGAUGGAGAACCUUCCUCGGCGGGAGAAACAGAAGAAAAUGAGAAGGAACGAGGAGAAAAGACCAAUAAAGGGGACGCAAAAAGUGAAAACACGGCCAACUGGCUGACUGCAAAGAGCGGCCGAAAGAAGCGCUGCCCGUACACCAAACACCAGACUCUGGAGCUGGAGAAGGAGUUCCUCUUUAACAUGUACCUGACCCGAGAGCGCCGCCUAGAGAUCAGCAAAAGCGUCCACCUAACGGACAGACAGGUUAAAAUCUGGUUCCAGAACCGGAGGAUGAAACUGAAGAAAAUGACCCGGGAGAACCGGAUCCGGGAGCUCACGUCCAACUAUGGCUUCUCGUGACGCGCGAGAAAGUGGUCGAAUAAAAGCAGCAAGAGGAAAACUUUCCACCUCUUUAUCAGUCUCCUUUCAUUUCACUGAGACGUGACCUUCUUUUGUCUCUAGACACGCUCCACGUGAGCGCGUGUCUAGAAAAUCAUAUUGAAGUCACACACACACACACACACACACACACACACACACACACACACACACACACACACACACACACACACACACAGACACACACACACACACACACACACACACACACACACACAUACACACACACACACACACACACACACACACACACACACACACACACACACACACACACACACACACACUGUAAAGUGGCUGAUUUGAUAUAAUUUUUUUCUGCAUGAUGUAAAGAUUUCCUACGCUGACCAGAUGUGCUCCAUCAUGUUAUCAUGUAAGCUGUAGCCUCAGCCAGGACGCGUGAAGGACGAUUUUAAUGUAUAUAUGUGUUUUUGUGUCAUGUCUAAUAAAUUAUCAUCUGAUGAGUA
Molecule: messenger RNA, 2332 nt
Organism: Nothobranchius furzeri (turquoise killifish)
Lineage: Eukaryota; Metazoa; Chordata; Actinopteri; Cyprinodontiformes; Nothobranchiidae
Product: homeobox protein Hox-A10
Biological process (GO): regulation of transcription by RNA polymerase II
Cellular component (GO): nucleus
Molecular function (GO): RNA polymerase II cis-regulatory region sequence-specific DNA binding; DNA-binding transcription factor activity, RNA polymerase II-specific
Source: RefSeq, a predicted model, not a curated record